GCCGGACCGUUCCAAUCCCCGCCGGAGUGGAAACACGGGGGGAGGCAGAGAGUCCUCUGUUUUUCUCCCUUUCCCGUUUUUUUUUUACCUCGUUGUGCUUUGCUUUUUUAUUUCACCCAUGCUUCUCUGUCUUUCUCUCUCUCUCUCUUUUUCUAUUCUUUCCCCUUUUCAGUGCACAACUUUUCCUUUUUUCCCUUUCACCCUCUUUUCCGCUCCGUUUGAAGGCUCUUAUUAAAACCCGGUCCAUUUGGCUCACAGCUCUAGUUUAUUUAUUUAUUUAUUUAUUUAUUGUUUCGCUCACACACACACACACACACACAUAUAUGUUAUAUAUAUUUAUAUAUAGCUACAUAUAUGUGCACCCGAGAACACCAGUCGUUAUCGUUUGUCUGUUUUAAGCUGUGCCCCAAAUGAGAAGACGCAAACGAUGGAACUGCACAUUUUGGAGCACAGCCUGAAAGUAGCCAGUAUAGCAAAAGAAGGCAUCCAGAUUUGCACUCACGGAUUAAUUAAACUCGCUUUCCUGCCCUCAAAAACAAGAUGCAAGUUCUUCAGUUUGACCGAAACCCCAGAGGAUUACACCAUCAUAGUCGAUGAAGAUGGCUUUAAAGAACUGCCCGAGUCGGAGUAUCUCAGUGUAGCGGAUGCGACAUGGUUAGCUCUCAACGUGGUUUCAGGAGGCGGCAGCGCCACCAGCUCUCAACCGAUCGGCGUGACCAAAAUCGCCAAGUCCGUCAUCGCCCCCCUGGCUGACCACAACAUCUCGGUCUUCAUGCUAUCCACCUACCAAACCGACUUCAUUCUGGUCAGAGAGCGGGAUCUCCCCAUGGUCAUGCACACACUGUCCUCCGAGUUCACCCUUCUCAGGGUAGUCAAUGGAGAGACGGUAGCUGCCAACUGCUCCGGAGUCACCAACGGUUUUGUCAAGCCUAAACUUGUCCCUCGACCCAUCAUUCACCCUCUCUCCAGUCCCAGUAACAUGUUCUGCGUGACGAGUCUGGACCCAGACACACUGCCCUCUGUAGCCACCCUGCUCAUGGACGUCAUGUUCUACUCAGGAGGAGGGAAGGAAGCAGGAGCGCAGAACGAGGAUUCAGGACACAUCCGGUUCUUCUCCUUCUCCCUGAUCGAGGGUUACAUCUCCCUGGUUAUGGAUGAGCAGACCACCCGAAGGUUCCCCAACAACGUCCUCUUCACCAGCGCUUCAGGAGAGCUGUGGAAAAUGGUUCGCAUCGGAGGACAGCCUUUAGGAUUUGACGAAUGUGGCAUUGUGGCCCAAAUAUCUGAACCUUUGGCGACAGCUGACAUUCCAGCCUACUACAUCAGCACCUUCAAGUUUGACCAUGCUCUGGUUCCAGAGGAGAACAUCCAGAGUGUGAUCGGAGCCUUGAGGACCAACGAGAGCACAGGACAGUGAGCUCGGACACGAGCCUCUCUGAGUCCCUGCUAGAUUAUCAUUUUCAAAAGUGCCAAGAGCUUUUUGAAGACUGUGGGGGUGGGGGGGUGGGGGGUAGUAACCAGAGCCAGGGGUGAGAAUGAAAGGUGUGAGUGUGUGUUUGAGAGAGAGAGAGAGAGAGAGAGAGAGAGAGAGAGAGAGAUGGAUUGCUUUAGUUGCACUCUCCCACUUUCAUUAGGCUGAUUGUGCCAACACCUGUCCCUCGUCCUCCAGCCCUACAGUGCACCCUUUUCUACAGGGACCCUCAGCUUGUGUGACUGCAGUGUUAGAUUUUUCUCCUUUUUUCCACUUCUGCAUUAUUGCCCCCCCUCACACACACACACACCCCUCCCUUCUUUUUUUUUCUUUUGUCAACUUUCUUUUUCUCCAGACCGCAUUUCACCAUGACAACAAGGCCUACUAAGACGUGGGUUGUUGUUUUUUUUUUCGACCCCCUAUCCCUCCCUACUAAGACUAUCUUCGAUUCACUGCAAAUAACCACAAUGUAUUAGUAACCGGUCUUCUUUUAACAGAAGGCCAAGAAUGAGAAUGUAUGCCACGAACGUUUUAGUGUAAAGGUCUGUUUCAUUGACCAUCCGGCUUCUCUUACUGUGCCAAGUCACUUUAGGCCUAAACUGACUCCUCAAGUGUGAUUGAUUUGAUUUUUUUUUUUGGCGUGUAGUUUGAAAGCCUAUUGUUUUAAAUAUGAAAUAUACAUAUGGAUGUGAUCACAAGUUCAAUUUCAAAUCAACACACACGAAGUUCUGUUUGUGAAACCGGUUUUGUUUUCCCAUUUGCCCCUGUUUCACCUACACCCCAUGUUCUUGUUUUCGAUGCCAAGUCACUGAGUUAUGAAUAAGUUAUUGUUUUGUUUUUUUUGCUUGUAUCCAAACUACAAUCAAUGGGUUUCUGUGCUCCGGCUCCCGAGUCGGCGUCAGUCCGAGGUGGAGAUUUUAUCAGGUUGGAAUCGAACACAUCACCCUGCUCUUGUUCUUUUUCUGAAUGGAGUUUAUAAAAAAAAAAAGUGCAAUUUACUGUACACUAUAUAUUUCCCCCCCCUUUCACACGUGAAGCCGUCUCAGGUUUUCGAAACGGCAUGCAAUACUUUUUAGCUACUUUUAGUUUUUAACUAAAAAAAAAACUAAACCCCCCCCUCCCCCCAAACGACAAGACCUGAGGAAUUACGGUCCUUCAUUGAAUGUUAGUCGGGGGUCUAAGUGUUAAGGACACUGGUGUUUAGUUUAGGCCUUCAGCUCGCUCACCCAGUCUGCACUUUAUUUAAGGUCUAUCCUAAAGAUCUUACUGUUCUUACUGAUGUGAAAAAAAGUGGGGAAGAAUAAUUACUUCGGAAGGAAUCUGUUUUUAAAGGGGUCACGUAUGUUGGUCGUAACACACAGAUUGGAAUUUUUUUGUUUCCCCACUGGCUUUUUCUUUUUUUUCCUGUUAGAUCUGAUUAGCAGAAACCAUGUAUUUAUCAGUGUUAAUAAGUAAAUAAAAGGGUGACCCAUUUCUUCUCUGACCAUUAAAGAAAAGAAAAAACAACUUCUCAAGUAUUGUAGUGUUUCUCUGAUAAAUUGUCCUGGCCUGCUUUUUUUUUUUUUUUUUCUUCCCCUUUCUGCUCAAGCUUUUCUUUUUUUUUUCUUUUUUCUUUUUUUAUUUCCAUGGAGUUGCCAUAGAAAUGAAUGAGCGCUUGCCAACUGCAGGAUUCGUGUCACACUGGUUCGUUUCUCCUAAAUUCACAACCACCAGCAAUCUAUCAGGAAGACUGCCAUGGCCUGAUCCAGUACAGACCUCCAUCCUGAUGAGCUCAAAAGUUUAUUUCGAUGAAAGUCGCUUUUAUGCCUCUUUCAUGAGGGAAUUUAAAAAGCAUGUUUUUUCACUCUGCAUUAGUAUGUCUAUGGUUCGGUUGUGUUUGCGUGAGGAAAUGGGCUGGAGCCACGUUGUCCCGUAAUCAGAGGCGGUGCAGCAUAUAGAACCACUUUGCUCAUUUAGUAUACGAGGUUUCUUCUGCUCGCCGUCUGCAGCUUUCUCCAUAUCCCCUGUUUUUCACUCGGUGAGCAUAUACAGGCAGCAAAAUGCACUUCCUUUUGUGCUGAAUAGUUUACAUUAAGCUUUAAAAACACUAAUAUGUGCUUUCAUCUUCUAGCUUUAUUAACAGUGCUGUUCUGUUGAUCUUAUCUGCAUUUCCUUUACAACAAAACAGCAAGGAUUUAAAUUCUGAUCCUUUUAGGCUGAGCUUUAAGGCAGGGUGCUUUAGAGAUGUACAUCAAUGUUUAUCACUGAUUUAUCGUAUUAGAACUUUUUAAACGCACUGAAUUUAUUCAUGCAUCAAAUCAAAUAUGCAGAUUAGCGUUUAAAAUUUUUUAUAUUUGUCACUGAAGAUGUUCUUAAGACUUGGAAGAAAAGUCGGCAGAGUUUUGUAAAAUCUUUUCCUGAUUGUUUAGCGUUUAAUCCAGAACAUUCUAUGGACUAUUACUGAAAUAAUACAAAUGUCAUUCCAUUUUCAGUAUGAAUUCGAAUUUAAAUGCAACAUUUAAGAAGCUUUUGGGAAAUUUCUCUGUAAUUGGACGGCUAGUUUUUAAAAGAAUAAAGAUUCGAUUUAAACGUUUGUUUUAAGUUCGAACUGAUACGUGUUCUGAUAUCUUUUAAAAAUAAAAUACAGAAAGGCUACGAUUUAUGUGCGGCAUUACUGGAUAAUGCUGUUUAACAGUUCUUAACAUCUUCAAUGCUACUACUUCUUGGGAAUCAAGUUGUGCUGUGCGCUGAGGCUGGAGUUGGGUGAUACCAACUUGUGCAUUAAGGGAGGGGGGGUUUGAAUUCUCAUCUGAUUUAUAAUGAUAAACUCCAUUAAUUUGGAAGACUGAUACUGUUAGAAAGUAAAUGACUUCUACGUCUGUUUCAGUCAAUCAGGUUAGAACUAUCAUAGGGUAUUUAAUUGCUAGCUAUUUAAUUACCCCCUUUAAAUCUCCCUCCCCUCAUCUCCCUUCCCUCGACCCAAAUCCGCUGAGGUAAAAGUACCUCAUGUGUCAGAGAAUGUGACAGUUGCUAGUGGACAAAAACAGUGAAUAAAACAAUUUAUUGUUGGUUUUUUAUUCAUUCCUUUUUUUUAUUGUACAGUUUAAAAGAAAAUGUAGUUAUUCAGGGUUAAAUUUUUAAAUUAAUGUUAUUAAGGAACUUUGCUAUAAAUGUGUUUAACAAAUCUCUUUUUUCUUUCAGUGUUCCUAACUAGCGUGAGGCGUUCAAUAAAGUAGCCUCUUUGUUUUGAUUGGCUGAAUAUAUUUUUACUUUUUUCCAAUCCCGCACUAGGUUAAGACAAUUUUUUUUGCAGAACAGACUUGAGUCAUUGUACAGCGAAGCCAAGCAGAACAGAUGUUGGGUUUCUCGGUGCUGACGCAAGAGACUUGAGUCACUCACAUAAUGUUAAAGGAUCAUCACAUUUUCAUUUUUUAAAUGGCUCACUCCAAAAAAUACAAUAAUAAAGUGUCUUAA
Molecule: messenger RNA, 4924 nt
Organism: Tachysurus fulvidraco (yellow catfish)
Lineage: Eukaryota; Metazoa; Chordata; Actinopteri; Siluriformes; Bagridae
Gene: castor2
Product: cytosolic arginine sensor for mTORC1 subunit 2
Exons: 9
Coding region: 428-1417 (329 amino acids)
Biological process (GO): negative regulation of TORC1 signaling; cellular response to L-arginine
Cellular component (GO): cytosol
Source: RefSeq, a predicted model, not a curated record